CCUCAGUUACAGAAAGUGGCCGCCUCUCUGCUGCUGUCGACCCAAAGCUCACAGACUCACUCGUUGCCUAGACCCGCCAUCUUGGAGUCAGAGAACUGAGAGUCGGCAGCAGCUACGAGAGAGCGCAAAAGGGGGACACGGGGCCAAGGCCUUUCACAUCUUCUGAACUGACAGUUGUGAUUGGAGAUAAUGAGGAUAUCCAUAUCCCACAUUAGAAAGUGAGUAUCCCUACCUAGUAGGGCCUACAGGUCUCAGUCCUCCAUGGCGUCUGGGGCUGGGCAGGCAGAAGCCGGCGAUGGGGCAGCAUGGUCGUCAUCAGGCCUGGCCAAGCCUCUUCACCUUCAGCACCUGGAGAGAUCCCUACGCCUUGACAGCUUCCUCCGCCAGACCGCCUCAGUCUUCAACAGAGACCUAUCCAGUGAUGACAGCGACGAUGGCGGAUUAGGGGAGGGGCCUUCUCUGAGGCCGGUCAAUCAGCACGCAGCCUUGGCGAUAAAAGAGGAGUCAUGUGACCUGGAUGAGGAGGGGCUUGUUACCGAGGGCACCAUCCUCAACGGAACUCCAUCACAAGAACACAAGGAAGACAAAGCCAGUCUAUACAACUUCUCCAAACUGAAGAAGAGCAGGAAAUGGCUCAAGAGUAUCCUGUUGAGCGACGACACCAGUGAGUCAGACACAGAGGACUCUGACUUCAGUCUGUCCAGAGAAGAGCUACAGGACAUGCUCAGACUACACCAGUUCACCAGGGAGCACCAGAACAAGUUCCACAACGACAGAGAGCUGCAGCAGUAUCAGUACUAUAGUACGGGACUGCUCUCCUCCCAUGACCCUUUCCACGAACAACAGCGCCACCUGCUGGGCCCCAAGAAGAAGAAGAUCAAGGAGGAGAAGAAAUUCAAGGGCAAGUUGAAGAAGGGCAAAAGGAAAAAGAAGAGAGGGGAGGGGGAGUUCUCAGGCGAGGGGCGGCCGCAUGUCACCAAGAUCUUCGCCAAGUUUUCCCAUGACGCCCCUCUUCCCAUGUUGAAGAAGAAACACCUGACCGUAGAGCAGCUGAACGCACGACGACGCAAAGUCUGGCUCACCAUCGCCAAGAAGGAGUGUCCCAAGGCCUUCAAGCAAAAAGCAUCAGCCAAGAACUUCGUCCUUACCAAUGCCAAAAAGCUGGCCCACCAGUGUAUGCGUGAGGUACGUAGGGCAGCCAUCCAAGCCCAGAAGAACUGUAAAGAAACCCUUCCCCGGGCCAGGAGACUGACCAAGGAGAUGACUCUCUACUGGAAGAAAUAUGAGAAGGUGGAGAAGGAACACAGGAAGAGAGCAGAGAAAGAGGCUCUGGAGCAACGCAAACUGGACGAGGAGCUGAGAGAGGCGAAGCGUCAGCAGCGUAAGCUGAACUUCCUGAUCACCCAGACAGAGCUGUACGCCCACUUCAUGGGGGGCAAGGGUCCCGGGGAGGAGGAUGGGGGAGAGGAGGACAUUCUCAACAAGCUGGACGACACCAACUCUCACAGGCAGAUGACCAUCGGGGGAGGGCUGACGGUCAACGUUGGACAGGAGGACUAUGAUAGUGAAUACUACAAGUCUCAGGCCUUAAGGAAAGCUAAAGAAGCCUACGAGAUACACCAGGCCAGAACACGUCUCUUUGACGAGGAGGCUAAGGACAGUCGCUGUGCCUCCCUGCACCAGGCCAGUGGGGGGUCGGGGUCAGGGUUCGGGGAGAGCUACAGCCUGUCUAACCCUUCUAUCCAGGCCGGAGAGGACAUCCCCCAGCCAACCAUCUUCAACGGGAAAUUGAAGGGAUACCAGCUGAAAGGCAUGAACUGGCUGGCUAACCUCUACGAACAGGGUAUCAAUGGUAUCCUAGCAGAUGAGAUGGGCCUGGGGAAGACUGUCCAGAGCAUUGCUCUGCUGGGUCACCUGGCUGAGCGGGACAACAUCUGGGGUCCGUUCCUCAUCAUCUCUCCUGCCUCCACACUGAAUAACUGGCACCAGGAGUUUACACGCUUUGUCCCCAAAUUCAAGGUUCUGCCGUACUGGGGGAACCCUCACGACCGCAAAGUGAUCAGGAAGUUCUGGAGCCAGAAAACCCUGUACACCCAGAAUGCUCCGUUCCACGUGGUGAUCACCAGUUACCAGCUGGUAGUUCAGGAUGUCAAGUACUUCCAAAGGGUCAAGUGGCAGUACAUGGUUCUAGAUGAAGCCCAGGCCCUAAAGAGCAGCACCAGUGUUCGUUGGAAGAUCUUGCUGCAGUUUCAGUGUAGAAACAGACUGUUGCUCACUGGAACGCCCAUACAGAACACUAUGGCAGAGUUAUGGGCCCUGCUCCAUUUCAUCAUGCCUACGUUGUUUGACUCUCACGAGGAGUUUAAUGAAUGGUUCUCUAAAGACAUCGAGAGCCAUGCAGAGAACAAGUCUGCCAUCGACGAGAAUCAGCUGUCCAGGCUCCAUAUGAUCCUGAAACCCUUCAUGUUGAGGAGGAUCAAGAAGGACGUCGAGAACGAGCUCUCUGACAAGAUUGAGAUCCUAACAUACUGCCAGUUGACGUGUAGACAGAGGCUGCUCUACAGAGCUCUGAGGAACAAGAUCUCCAUCGAGGAUCUUCUCCAGUCGUCUAUGGGCUCAUCUCAGCAGGCUCACAGUACUACCUCAUCCCUUAUGAACCUGGUCAUGCAGUUCAGAAAGGUCUGUAACCACCCGGACCUGUUUGAGCGCCAGGAGACUCGUUCUCCCUUCCACAUGUCACUGAGACCCUACGUCAUGUCCAAGUUCCUCUACCGCCACGGACUCACACACACCACCACGCACACACACAGCAGGAACAAGGUGCUCCAGGUUCUACUGUCUCCCUUCUCUCCUGAUCAUAUCCACCAGUCCCUCUUCCACAGGAAAGGUGAUCAGGCAGGAAGUUGUUUCUCCUUCCUGCGUUUCAUUGACGUUUCGCCGGCAGAGAUGUUUAACGUCAUGCUGCAGGGCACUCUGGUCAGGUGGUUAGCUCUGUUUCUCUCCCUGAAGGCAGCGUACCGGCUCUACCAGAGACGCAUGUGGGGCCUGGAAGAGGAGGAGGGUGGAGGGAGGAUAGGAGGAGAGGAGGAAGGGAGCGGGAGGCCCAGGAGUCAGUGUCUCUCUCGGAGGGGUCUGAUCCUCUGGCUGGACCGACCUACUGCUUUCCCCAACACACACACAAGCACAGUGUUACAGAACCUGGUAUUCACCCGUCACAGCCCAGGUCUGAUGGGUCACUGUGAUGUUCUGGUCCACAGUCGAUGCUCUGCCAACUCCACCACCUUACGACCGGGCCAACCCACACAACCACCCAAGUUCCUGCUCACCGCUGUGCCAAGGGUUACGGCGGUUCCCAUGGAGCGGUACUGUGACGACCGCAGCGCUGAGUACGAGUGGCAGGAGACGAGGGCCGGAGGGGGCAUGGCCGCCAAGCACUGCUUCCUGUACGGCUCCCUUGAUCUGGCCUCUGAUUGGAUGUCCCGAGCCAACACUUUCUACCCACGAUGCCCUGGGGGAGUGAUGGCGCUCUACCCCCGGCAUGGCUGGUCCUACAUCAGAAUACCAGACAAGGAGACCCUGAUCACGGACAGUGGGAAGCUGCACACUCUGGACCUGCUGCUGUGCCGCCUGAAGACUCAGGGACACCGCGUCCUCAUCUACUCCCAGAUGACUCGCAUGAUCGACCUGCUGGAGGAGUACAUGGUGUAUCGUAAACACACCUACAUGCGUCUGGACGGCUCCUCCAAGAUCUCAGAACGCAGAGACAUGGUGGCUGACUUCCAGAGCAGGACUGACAUCUUUGUGUUCCUCCUGAGUACGAGGGCUGGAGGUCUGGGCAUCAACCUGACUGCUGCUGACACUGUGAUCUUCUAUGACAGUGACUGGAACCCUACAGUGGACCAGCAGGCUAUGGACAGAGCUCACCGCCUGGGUCAGACCAAGCAGGUCACUGUGUACCGUCUGAUCUGUCAGCUCACUAUAGAGGAGAGGAUACUGCAGAGGGCCAAGGAGAAGAGUGAGAUCCAGAGGAUGGUGAUCUCUGGGGGGAACUUUAAACCAGACACCCUGAAGCCUAAAGAGGUGGUCAGUCUGCUGCUGGACGAUGAGGAGCUGGAGAAGAGACUGCGCGUUCGUCAGGAAGAGAAGACACAACAGGAGGAGUGCAGCAAGGUGAAGGACCGCAGGAGAAAGAGAGAGAAAUACGCUGACAAGAGAAAGAAGGAUGACGAGGACCCUAAGGAUCCUAAGAGGAGGAAAGACGUGAACCUGGUCAUCCCUUACAACCUCUCUGCAGACAACUCUAACCUCUCAGCCGACGGAGAUGAUUCAUUCAUCAGUGUAGACAUGGACGACUCUGCCAUGCCUAGUCCCUUCAGUGAGAUCUCUCUGAGUAGUGAGCUCCAGCCCAGCUCCCUACCUCCAGACCAGGACCCAGACCAGGACCCAGAUCCAGACCAGGAUGAGAGCAGUAGUGACAUGCUAGUCAUCGUAGACGACCCUGUGUCUUCAGCACCACAGUCCAGGGCCACCAACUCGCCUGUCAGCGUGUCCGGAUCUAUGUCGGACAACAUGAACGGUGUGUCUAAUCAGGACACGUCCAGCCCGGGGCGGGGAAGGUCUGGUAGGAGCCGAGGACGACCCAAAGGCUCUGGGUCCAGUUCUGGAGGCGGAGCCAAGUCUGCAGGGAAGGGGCGUGUCAGGAAGUCGACAGCGGGCAGCGCAGCCGCCAUGGCAGGAGCGAUGGCCGGAGCUGCAGCAGCCUCAGCAGCCUACGGAUACAGUGUGACUAAAGCGGGUCUCCCUGCAGCCUCCCCCCUUCAGCCGUCUCUGGGUCGGUCAGGGACGGCCCCAGCCUUCUCCCCCAGCAGAAGUUCCUCUCCCAAGGGUAAAGGUGGCACUGUGGCCCCCAGCCAGAGUAACCCCCAGCAGAAACAACCAGGACAUAGCCACCACCACAGUCAUGUGACAGGAAGGAAGGGCAAGGGACCUGGCGCACCUGGCACUCGAUAGCAUGUAGAGAUGAUGGACAUCAACACAGUAUACACACACACACACACACACACACACACACACAGUCCUAAGGAUCUGAUAGAGACCAGGAUGGUCCAGCCCUUCUGCUAUUGUGGGGGGUCUUCUGUGUUUUAAACAAACACAUCUGCUGCACUGACCAGCUUCAACUGUGAGCCCAUGUGACCUGCUCCACAACCAAUCAACCCAGAGGUGAGAUGUUCCUUAACCAAUCACAUACCUCACUGCCUGGAGGACCAUGCUAUCCCGGGAAGGCGUAGCAACGGAACAAAUGAGCACUGUCGGGCAUGAUGGACACUAAACUAUUCUGUGUGUACACACACACACAAACCAUCAUCGCAAGGUCCAAAAGACACCCUCAUCGCUUCCACCAAUCACCUCGUCCUUCCCUUCCAACAAUCACCUCUUCCUUCCAUUAGUACCCUCCUCAGUGGACAGCCUCCAGUGUGUGUGUGUGUGUGUGUUGUGACCAAGAGUAUUAGAGUAUUUCAAAGUGGUUUCUCUGUGACGAAAAUAGACUUUGUUUUCUGUCUAAAUACGGAGAAGCGACUAGCCUGAGCAGCAACCUGUCAGUGUUGUAUUGUAUUCCUUUGACACUCAGUGGGUUUGCAGUAAAACACCAGCAGACAGACGGGCGCUCGGGCUUUAAGGCAACACCUUACAGCAACGAUGCAUCCACGCAUUUAAGGGUUUCUGACACAGACUGCUCUCUCCACUGAGCCAUCUCAUCUGUUAGAUAAAACACGUGUUGAGCGUUCGGUCGGGAAUUCUUGCGUCAAACGUUUGUCAUAUGUGUAAAACACGUAGUAAUGCUGGAAAUACUCUUCUCUGCGUUUCAACAACAGAAUGUAAAUUCCUACCAAACAACUAAAAACGGACUGCUUUUUUAAUUAUAGCUCUUAUUUUUAUAUUUAUAGACCAACCGAUGUUGUCAUAGCGACCCAUAUCAAAAUGGCAAAUUUGAAUACCGUUUUGAAAAAAAAAGCCUCUCUCUCUCUCUCUCUCUCUCCUUUCUCCAUAGAGUUUAUCCCAUCACAAUGAGAAAUGAAGGAAUUAUAAUAUAUAUUUUUUCUGAUGAGAACUGAUUGAAGGGGUAUUUUGAAUUCCAAAGUGGUGAUCACUGCUUAAUAAAGAUCUGUUGCUGAUCUGUUUGUGUACAACUCUCGUGUGCUUCUGAAAUGACACCCUGUUCACUGUACUGUACCCUACUUCUUGAUUCAACUCUGGCCAAAAGUAGUACACUAUUUCAGGAAUAGGAUGCCAUUUCAGUUGCAACCUAAUAUGGGUGUCCUUUGAAACUUAACAUGGAUUGUAAUAUGAACCAUAGAACUGAAGUUAAUUUAAAAGUUGGUAAUAAUUUAUCAGAAUUCAUGUCAACAUUGUAAAAAAAACCAAAUUGUAUUGAUGCCAUUUUUAUUUUUAAAAACAGAAAGAGAAAAAAAAAAAGUUAUACUUCUUCUGAUCAGUCUGUUGUGUUUGUGAUGUCAUUCAGUGAUGUUUUGGGGUAUGUUGACUCAUGUUAAUUAAAAGUUGUUGAACUAGGGUUGCCAAAUCCUGGUAACUUUUCCACAUUUCCCGAUUUUUUUUUUUUUUUUAAUUUUUUUUUUUUAAUUUAUUUUUUCCCCCAGAAGUACCGGUUGGAGGGUUCUCUGAAUUUCUGCUUUGUCAUUCCCUCGUAAGGAUUUCUAGAAAAACGGGGAAUUUUGGGAAAGUUAGCGUAAUUGUGCAACCCUAUGUGGAACCAAGCACUAUGUCUAGUUUUGAACAUUUGUUCUGUGUUGGAUACUAUAGUGUGAUGAUGAAAUCUCUUCUCCUAUAACAUGUAAAUAAAAAUUGAGGGCGACAUGUGUUGACCCCUGGUUGGUUCUUC
Molecule: messenger RNA, 6898 nt
Organism: Oncorhynchus tshawytscha (Chinook salmon)
Lineage: Eukaryota; Metazoa; Chordata; Actinopteri; Salmoniformes; Salmonidae
Gene: ino80
Product: INO80 complex ATPase subunit
Exons: 36
Coding region: 262-5010 (1582 amino acids)
Biological process (GO): DNA-templated transcription; DNA repair; chromatin remodeling
Cellular component (GO): Ino80 complex; nucleus
Molecular function (GO): DNA binding; ATP hydrolysis activity; ATP binding
Source: RefSeq, a predicted model, not a curated record